This is a messenger RNA of Lactuca virosa, 2929 nucleotides long. The record is from the annotation of a GenBank genome assembly. Lineage: Eukaryota; Viridiplantae; Streptophyta; Magnoliopsida; Asterales; Asteraceae.
AUUUUUUUCAUUAUCAACUGUCAGUUUUCGGAUGGAAAAUUCGUAGAAAAGUUGGGUUUUGUAUCAGAUGCUGACAUGCUGCACCAUGGCAGGUCUACGUGGCUAUGAGUCUAUGACCAAUUCUUGUUUCUUUAUUCUCUGUUUUCACACAAGUUUAUAUAACAUGAGAAGAAGAAAGGGUGAGGCCUGGUGGGUGUGCCAAAUGUGACCAUUUACUGUCUAAAUAUCUUAUUGUAGCCUGGAAGAAGAUAUAGUUUUAUUUAGAUAAAUGGGUUCAAGAAUUUCGUUAUGGAUGCUGAUUGUUUGCACUCAAAUUUUGGUAAUCACAGCUGUGACAGAUGGAAAUGAUGUUGGUGUGCUAAAUGCUAUAAAGUCUAGCUGGCAGAACUUUCCACCUAAUUGGAGGGGUCAGACCCAUGUGGAAGUAAUUGGGACGGAAUUAACUGCACAAAGUCACGUAGUGUUGGCAGGCAUGGGGGUGAAAAGUGACGACAUUGGAGACAUUCCAUCACUUUCCCAGUUGAUAUAUUUAGAUCUUUCCAACAACAAAGGAAUUAAAGCUCCUCUUCCACCAUCAAUUCAGAAUUUGAAGAGCUUGACCACAUUAAUACUGGUUGGUUGCAGUUUUUUUGGUCCAAUUCCUGAUACAAUAGGAUCCCUCGAGCAACUAAUAUUUUUAGGUCUGAAUAAUAACAGCUUCAGUGGAACUAUCCCACCAUCCAUUGGUAAUUUGACCAAACUCUCAUGGUUGGAUCUAAGUGAUAACAAGCUUCAGGGACCCAUUCCUGUGUCUAAUGGAACAGCCCCUGGUCUUGAUAGGUUAAAGAAUGCAAAACACUUCCAUUUAGCAGAUAAUCAGUUAUCUGGUGACAUUCGAUCUGAACUGUUCAGAUCAGAUAUGACCCUAAUACAUGUGAUAUUCAACAAUAAUCGGUUAUCUGGAAAUAUUCCUUCUUCGAUAGGACUUGUGAGUACUCUUCAGGCAGUACGCCUGGACUCAAAUUCCUUGGAUGGGAUAGUGCCUCAAAACAUCACGAAUCUCAAAAGUGUUAGUAAGCUAUACUUGUCGAACAACAAACUGAGUGGACCUGUUCCAAAUCUCACAGGAAUGGUCUCCCUCUUUUAUGUGGACAUGAGCAAUAAUAGUUUUGAUGCAUCAGAUAUUCCUACAUGGUUCUCAGAACUUCCAUCUUUGACAACAUUAUUGAUGGAGAAAACUCAACUUCAAGGAGAAAUCCCAUCAACUCUCUUCCAACCUCAGUUGGAGAAAUUGGUGCUAAGCAACAAUGGUCUUAAUGGAAUACUGGAUGUGGGCAACACCUAUAGCAGUGAUUUGAAUGUUGAUCUGACAAACAAUUCAAUUGCUGACUUCAAUCAGAAAUCCGUAUACAAUAUGACCUUAAAUCUUGGAAGUAAUCCAGUGUGUGAAGGAGGAGCAACAGGAAGAUAUUGUGCAACUGGAAAGACGAAUAUACAAAGCCGUUCACCAUCAAAUAGCUCCUUUCGAAAGGAACAACUUCCAGUCGAAUCAUUGUCUAUUUCCAAUGCAAUUAUUGGUGAAUACCUUCAAUAUACAUUGCAUAUCUUUCCCUCUGGUCAAGAUCCUUUUAAUCUUUCACAAGUCUCUUCAAUAGGGACUGUGAUCAACCGCCAAAAACCAGACCUCAUAAUUCUCCCACGCUUUGGUCCCUUCUUCUUUCUUGAUGAUCAUUAUUUUGAAGGAGACAAGUCAUCGAAUCAUGGUGCUAUCAUUGGGGUAGCAGUUGGUAGUUUUGUGAUCGUAUGCCUGGCUAUAAGUUAUGCUAUCUAUCAGAAAAGACGGGCCACACGAGCGAGACAGAGCAAUCCUUUUGCAUCUUGGGUGAUGGAUAAUGGUAGUGAUGUGGGUGGUGUUCCUGAAUUGAAAGGAGCAAGACUUUGUUCAUUUGAAGAACUCAAAAGAUGCACCGAUAAUUUUUCAGAAGAAAACGUAAUUGGAUCUGGGGGCUAUGGGAAGGUUUAUAGAGGGACUCUUACCACUGGCCAUGAAGUUGCAAUCAAAAGAGCUAAACAAGGGUCAUUGCAGGGUGCUCAAGAAUUUAAAACAGAAAUUGAGCUUCUUUCAAGGAUUCAUCAUAAGAAUGUGGUAGCUCUUGUGGGGUUCUGUUAUGAGCAAGGUGAACAAAUGCUGGUGUAUGAGUACAUUUCAAAUGGUACUCUAAAGGAUAACCUUUCAGGGAAGUCAGGAAUGAGGCUGAAUUGGAUGAAGAGGCUUACAAUAGCUCUUGAUUCUGCCAAAGGUCUGACAUAUUUGCAUGAGCUUGCAAAUCCUCCAAUCAUACACAGAGACAUCAAAUCAAAUAACAUUCUGGUUGAUGAUCAGCUGAUUGCUAAGGUUGCUGAUUUUGGUUUGUCCAAAUUGUUGGGAGAUUCAAAGGAUUAUGUAUCUACUCAAGUGAAGGGGACACUGGGUUACAUGGAUCCUGAAUACUACAUGACCCAACAGUUGACCGAAAAGAGUGAUGUUUACAGUUUUGGAGUUGUACUUUUGGAGCUUUUAACUGCAAGACCACCAAUACACAAGGGUAAAUAUAUUGUGAGGGAGGUUAAUGAGGCGAUUGACAAUUCUCCAAAUGAACUCCACAAGAUUCUUGAUCCAUAUCUUGGUUCAUCCAAAACAGUUGGAGGUUUGACCAAAUUUGUGAAUCUGGCAAUGAGAUGUGUCCAAGAUUUAGGAGUUGAUAGGCCUAAAAUGGGAGAUGUGGUGAGAGAGAUUGAGGCUAUUAUAAAUUUGGCUGUUGUAAACGUUGAUGCUGAAUCACCAUCUACUUUCUCAACCCAAAAUACAGGAAAAGUUGAGGACCUUUAUCAUCCAUAUAGUGAUUCAGUCUCUGAUUCGAGUAGUUUGUAUGUACCAUUUGAAACAGAACUACGCAGGUGAAAACAAGAU